AGGCUAAGUAUUCUCUGCAAUUGUGUUUUAACUGGAUUUACUUUUCCUUCCAGGAUUAAUUUUUCUCCACCUCUAUUUACAUGGUGAUAAGAAGUGCUAAUCCCACUCAGUCAGUCUGGACUGAUGAAUCUGAAGAGUAGAACAGAGCUCUGUGUUGUGUAGACGAACUGAUGGAUGAAGAUGAGAAGGACAGGGCAAAGAGGGCAUCACGCAACAAAUCUGAGAAGAAAAGGAGAGACCAGUUCAAUGUCCUCAUUAAAGAGCUUUGCACAAUGCUGCAAGGCCACGGACACCCUCUCAAGAUGGACAAGUCCACAAUCCUGCAGAGGACCAUCGAUUUCUUACAGAAACAGAAAGAAAUCACAGCACAGACAGAAGCCUGUGAGAUUAGACAAGACUGGAAGCCUUCAUUUCUUAGCAACGAGGAGUUCACCCAGUUGAUGUUAGAGGCAUUAGAUGGCUUUCUCAUUGCUCUUACCACUGAUGGGAUUAUUAUAUAUGUAUCUGACAGUGUCUCGUCUCUGCUUGGGCACUUACCGUCAGAUUUGGUGGACCAAAAUAUAUUAAACUUCCUGCCUGAGCGGGAGCAGAGUGAGGUGUACAAGCUCCUUUCUCCACACGUGCUCAUGACAGACCCUGUUGCAGCUGAUUUUCUGAACGCAGAAAAACAAAUAGAGUUUUGCUGUCAUUUAGCAAGAGGCAGCUUAGAUCCAAAUGAACCCCUGACAUAUGAAUAUGUGAAAUUUGUAGUGGAUUUUAAAUAUUUUACUCAUGUGCCUACACCCUCCUGUAAUGGCUUUGAGUCAGCUAUUGCAAGAGCUUUCAGGUCAGCCACGGAGGAGCAGAUUUGCCUCGUAGCAACUGUUCGUCUCGUCACACCACAGUUCUUAAAGGAGCUCUGCAAUGUUGAAGAGCCAUGUGAAGAAUUUACAUCAAGGCAUAGUUUGGAAUGGAAGUUUCUAUUCUUGGACCACAGGGCUCCACCUAUCAUAGGAUACCUUCCCUUUGAGGUCCUGGGAACGUCAGGGUAUGACUACUACCACGCAGAUGACCUGGAGCUUCUUGCUAAGUGCCAUGAACACUUGAUGCAGUUUGGAAAAGGCAAGUCCUGCUACUACAGGUUCCUGACCAAAGGGCAGCAGUGGAUCUGGCUGCAGACGCACUACUACAUCACCUACCACCAGUGGAACUCCAAGCCCGAGUUCAUCGUGUGCACCCACCUCGUGGUUAGUUAUGCAGAAGUCCGAGCUGAAAGAAGGCGAGAUCUUGGCCUUGAAGAGUCAUCGAUUGAACUGGCAUCCUCCUCUUUAAAGAGCCACGGCAGCUCCCAGGACGUGCAGCAGUGCGGCAGCAGCCAGGAGGGGACCGCAUCCACAUCGUCAAUGCGACACACAGACACCAGCACUCCCACCAGGCCCUCCGUGCCAAUGGGUCAGUCGGAGAAGGCAGCCUUGCGACUGGCAGCAAGCGGAGGCACCCAGCCAGUGUACCACUUCCCUGCACAGCUGGGGAUGAUGCACCAGCUGAAAGAGCAGCUGGAAGAGAGGACUCGCAUACUGCAAGCUGACAUCAAGACGCAGCAAGAGGAGCUGCACGUCAUCAAGGAGCAACUCCAGCUAGUGCAGGACUCCAACCUGCAGAUGUUGAUGCAGCAACCGAUACCCUUAGUCUUUAACAACGUGCCACACCAGAGUCCAAGAAGGCCGUCACAGCAGCAGCAGCCUGGGGCAACCAGGCAAAGCACAGCCAAGAAGUUGCAGCAGCACGGCCUUACUGGGACCAAACACUACUGUGGCCCUCACUUACCGUCCCCACGCCAAUUCCUCAGGGAACCUGGUGGCCCUUCCUCCCAGGUUACGAGCAUUUCAAUGUCCCUCUACAACAACCCGGUGGUGCCGGCUGAAGCCAGUGACCGGCAGCAGCAGGCUGAGUACAGCCAGGACAGGAGCCUGAGAUUCGUCCCAGAGCAGCAAAUCUUGCCUACCGCGAUACAGAUGCAGCCGAUUACCAGUAGCACAGUCCGACCUCCAGUCCCGUCACCCAUCUUCUCCCCGUCGCUGAUGAUCCCACACACCGCCUUCACUUCCCACCAGACGAGCACCCCAGUUUAUCACACCACAAGGAGCAAAACACUCAGCCCCAUUUUAUGCUUCCCCAUCGGACUUGAAAUGCAAGGUCCCGAGUCGGUGCCAGGGGGGCCGAACCAGCGUGUUUUCCAGGCGCCUCAUGCGUCGCAGCAGAGCCCCAUGGGCUACUUCGUGCACCCGCAGCAGCCAAGCCGCCAUGCACAGGGCCAGCCCUGCAGCCUGCCCGACCUGCCGGAGAUGCAGCUACCGUGA
Tinamus guttatus (white-throated tinamou) is the source of this 2339-nucleotide messenger RNA. Lineage: Eukaryota; Metazoa; Chordata; Aves; Tinamiformes; Tinamidae. The record is from RefSeq and is a predicted model, not a curated record.